Racocetra persica is the source of this 127-nucleotide messenger RNA. NCBI's taxonomy places the organism in Eukaryota, Fungi, Glomeromycota, Glomeromycetes, Diversisporales, Gigasporaceae. The record is from the annotation of a GenBank genome assembly.
GAUAGAAUCCAAAAAUGGAGUUUAUUCUCAAGAAGAAUAUAUAACAAUCAUGAACUAUGUUCAAAAUAAUUGUCAAAAAUUACAACUUGCGAAAUUAAUGGCUAUCUUUUUUUAUCUUGAAAACUGA